AUGGCUGUGCAUUUCUUACCACGUGCUCCAUCUCGUUUUGCUGUCAUCUCCCUGUUUUUGGUGUGCCUACCCCCAUUGUGCACGGGCUUGUCCGACCAGGUGGUUAUCGUGUCGGCAUUUUCUGCUGCGAUGACAGAUCUGAGCGUGGAAGAUCCUUCUCUUUCCCCGUCAACUGCGUGUGAUCCCCUCUCCGCCAACGGCAGCUGUGCCAGCACACUGCAAUCGUUGCUUCAGCUGAAGCAGGGCCAUUUCCGAGAUGCCGCUGAAGCACUGACACUCGCGGUCCAUGCUUCCUUCCUCGAUAGCGGUUUCACGCCUCUCUAUGGCCAUACUAACGUUCGCGGUGAAUUUUUGACCGAAGGACGGGACAGUUCUGAAGCAGUGGACUCGCCGCUUGAAGUGAGCACAUCGCACGGAGACUACGUCCGCUUGGCAGAUGGCCGCGUGGCUCAGGUGGUUUAUGACCCCGCUGCCUUCCAUCUCGACGAGAAACCGUCUACUUCUCCUGAGUACACUCUGAGUUACUCUCGGCGACGGGGGCUCGAGGAGUUGACCGGGAAAAAAAAGCCAGAGUGGCGCGUGCAGAUUCGAUGCGCAGUGGCUGGUUUUGCUCUUACUGUAAGCGCUAGGGAUGAAGCCACAGGGGACGAGUUUUUGGCCGCGGAGUUUCCUCUCGAGGCUGCAGCUUCCAUCUUAGAGCUCGACACACAGGGACGAGGCGGCAGACCAAGAGACAGCACCCCCGGUAGGGGAAAAGAAGACGACACAGAGAACGAGGGAAGAUCGAAUCUGAAGCAAUCUACCAAGGGACUGCUUGCGUCCAUCGAAUCCCGUCUGAUUUCCCCUCUCGUUCGCGCUCUCGCGCCGUGCGCCAAGAUGAACCCGACAGACCGCGGCGGCGCCGCGAAGCCGCCACCGGAAGGCUCAACCUCGUCAGCGCUUUCGCACGCUAGCCCCGAGCUGCCCACCUCGUCUCUUUCUCCGCCCUCCUCGCUCCCGCACGCAGGAGGCCCGUCUGUUGGGGGGCAAGACCUGCGCGCUCCAGGGCUUCCUGACUCGACGCGACGACCUGAAGAAGCCUUUCCACCCCGUCCCGACCAAGAAGAGGGCGGCACGCAUGUGGGUCCACGGCACCCGUUCUUCUUUGGAGACGAGCCGGGGGGGCGUGACCGCCUGCCCAUGCCCCCCCUUCCUGAGGGCUUCGUCCCCGGCGCGCGCUACGACCCCAUCGGCCCCUUCGGCGUGGAGCCCAAUCCGGACCACGAACGGCCUCCGCGCUGGGACAACCGCGGCGACCUAGAUCCUACAGGGAGGAGCCCUUUCGGCUCAGCCUUUGGGAAUUUCCCGGGGGGACGAUUCGGCGGAGGCGGCGGAGGCUUCGGCGGGGGGUUCAUCUAA
Messenger RNA from Besnoitia besnoiti, 1398 nucleotides. RefSeq lists its product as uncharacterized. Gene Ontology annotation, biological process: proteasome-mediated ubiquitin-dependent protein catabolic process. The coding region runs from base 1 to 1398 and encodes 465 amino acids. Lineage: Eukaryota; Apicomplexa; Conoidasida; Eucoccidiorida; Sarcocystidae. Gene Ontology annotation, molecular function: endopeptidase inhibitor activity; proteasome binding. The transcript has 4 exons. The record is from RefSeq and is a predicted model, not a curated record.